Halichondria panicea is the source of this 1256-nucleotide messenger RNA. RefSeq lists its product as uncharacterized. Lineage: Eukaryota; Metazoa; Porifera; Demospongiae; Suberitida; Halichondriidae. The transcript has 4 exons. The record is from RefSeq and is a predicted model, not a curated record. Bases 448 to 987 code for a protein of 179 amino acids.
ACCCAUGCAGGAUAUAAUAAUACGGUAUAAUUUAUGUGUUGAACUUCAUCUCUGACAAAGAAAGUAAACACUGGUAAGAUUUUGCAGUGCAUCAUGCAUUGUGUGAAGUACGUAAGAUAUUGGAUGUUGCAAUGAGCUUACAUAUAUACAAUGACAGCAAUAUAGUUAAAUAAUUAUAGGGGCCUGCAAACAGAUGGGAUAGUUGGUAUAUAGACCAUUUCAGGUAUAAGGGGGAUGUUUGAAUCCAUACACACACAUAAGGAAAUAACACUUUUAAGGAAAACAUCCUAAUUAGAUCUAGUUGCAGUUGGGGAAUUUUGGAACUAGAUCUAUAUACAGCUAUAAAAUUGGCAACCAGGCAGAAAAAAACAAACAGAAACAACACACAGCAAGCAAGCAAAUAGUCAACUCUUCAAUAAACAACAGUUUAUCAGUAAUACUGCAAAGAUGUCACAAAUCAGUCAAGCUUUCUUCAGUGCACAAAUGAUCACUCUCCUACUGUGCACUUUCAAUCUAUUCACUACUACAGCUGCUCCAAUACAACUAGCCGUUGACCCAGCCAUCAUCGAAACAGAAUUGAACACAUGGGCAAAUUUCACUUGUACUCUCUCCUGCGAAUUCAAAGACGACUUCAGGAUUAGAUGGUUUGCUGGAGAUACUACCCUCCGAGGCCGACUAAUUCGACAUGGCAACCCAUCAAGAGUUAUCGAAGAAGAUGAUACCUGUGAAACCCUCGGCACAGAAGGAAAAUUCUGGCAAAUACUGCGCAUUCGAGUGGAUUCGAUAGACCUUAACAAGACCCCCGUACAGUGUAUAGCCUCGCCUAAGACCAGGCAGAACACAGUCCACUUCAGCUCCUACUCUGUGCUGAAAGUAAAUGUGCCGGAUGUUGAAAAGACUGUACCUGACUGCCAUCAAACAGUACAAGUCAAUGAUGAGUCUGUGACAACAACUCCUCAAGCACAAACUACAAAGUCAUCAGAAUAAUCGGUCUAAAGCCUAUAAGAGUCCCAGCAAGCCCCUUUUCCAAUCUGAACAUUUUUAUCUUGAUGCAGAAGCAAUUAUCACAGUGUCUAUAUAAUCAUAAUUAUAGUGCACAUAAUUAUUCAUACAGUCCUUGUUGACUAUAAAAGAAUUGAGUUUUUCUGUUCAACCAUGAAUGAGUAUGAUCUUUUUAUACAAGACAAUCAUCUACAUUAUUAUCUACAUGCAUAUGAAUAAGCAUACAUCUUAUGUCUUACAAUAUCAUGCAGGGU